Molecule: messenger RNA, 887 nt
Organism: Pelodiscus sinensis (Chinese soft-shelled turtle)
Lineage: Eukaryota; Metazoa; Chordata; Testudines; Trionychidae
Product: carboxymethylenebutenolidase homolog
Molecular function (GO): hydrolase activity
Source: RefSeq, a predicted model, not a curated record
ACGACGACGACGACGGCAUCAGAGCUGUUUUUCCCCUGUUUUAUAUUUGGAGUCAUCAAGCAGGUUUCUAGCUGAAGAGAAGAAGGGAGUGAUCUACUCUUUGGGAUCAAGCAGCAGCUUUUCCGAUGGCUUCAGAUGCUGUACCAUUCCUAUAUGAUACUGGAAAAAGAACUAAUUAUGUGAACCUUGGACAUGAACAGCAAGUGGAGCAUAUCAAAGCAUACGUUUGCAAACCAUCUUUUGACACGGACAAAGCUGUGAUGGUGAUUCAUGACAUAUACGGAUGGCAAUUCCCAGACAUUAGAUACAUAACUGAUCUAGUGGCAGCUGCGGGAUACGUCGCCAUCUGCCCAGACUUUUUUAUGGGAAAAAAACCUUGGACAUCUGCUGAUCACUGGGCUAAUUUUCGUGACUGGCUGAAAGAUCGAGAACCCACAAAAGUGGACAGGGAAGCUGAUGUUGUCUUGAAGUAUCUAAAGGAGCAGUGCAAUGCAAAGAAGAUUGGUGUCGUUGGGUUUUCCUGGGGCGGAAUGGCUGUACAUCACUUGAUGCUGAAAAAUCCUGAAUUAAAGACUGGGGUGUCCCAUUAUGGAAUAAUCAGAGACUCUGAUGACAGAUACAAUUUGCUGAACUCAACCUUUUUCAUUUUCGGGGAAAAAGAUCACACCAUCUCACAUGACCAAGUUAUAUUAUUGGAGGAGAAACUGAAACAGUACUGUCAAGUUGAAUACAGAAUUAAAGUUUAUCCUGGACAAGUUCAUGGUUUUGCAGAGUUAAAGCCAGAAGAUAUGAAACCUCGUGAUAAACCUUAUAUUGAAGAAGCAAGAAAGGAUAUGAUGAACUGGCUAAAAACACAUAUUUAACAGAAAUAUAAAGUCUAGUCUUUA